Molecule: messenger RNA, 1300 nt
Organism: Galendromus occidentalis (western predatory mite)
Lineage: Eukaryota; Metazoa; Arthropoda; Arachnida; Mesostigmata; Phytoseiidae
Product: tRNA:m(4)X modification enzyme TRM13 homolog
Exons: 8
Coding region: 86-1300 (404 amino acids)
Biological process (GO): tRNA methylation
Source: RefSeq, a predicted model, not a curated record
CACAAUUCCCCGUUUCGUUAUAUGGGCAAGCACAGGCUCCCUAAGGACCGACAUUGUUGCAAGAAGUUUCCAUGAUCGGAAUCAAAUGUCGGAGCUCGACACCAGCACCGGGGAGUCUUCGAAACGAGCCGUGCGAGAAGAGUUCGGCGAUCCUUGUUCGAAAAAACAGAGAGAGUUCAAACUAAAUGAUCAGAGCACGGGAAAGAUCGCAAACCCCGAUUACAGACAAUGUCAAUAUCUCGUUGUCAGGAAGAAUCGACGAUGUCGGCAACGUGCCAACAAAGACUGCGACUACUGCGGGGAACACCUCCUUCUGUCCAAUCAAAAAGAUGGAAAUCACGGCCGUAUUCCAUGUCCGCUGGAUCCUUCUCAUUCCUGUUACGCUCACCUCCUCGAAGCUCACCUGAAGAAAUGCAACGCACGUAAGAAACCGAUGCCGGAUUAUUACGUUGAGGGUAUCAAUGGAGCAGACAGCGAGGCGUCGACAGAAAGAAUCAGCGUACACACAGUCGGCGACGAGGAAUUACUUUCUUUCAUCGAACGAAUCGACGGGGUCUACCGCGCCCAUGUUUCCAAGCCGGUGGAAUAUGAUGGAUGUCAUGAACUGAUCCUGGAAGAGCUGGAGAAGUUCAAGGACUGCGCCAUGGUCAACAAGCAUCUCAAUCAACAGGGAGCGCUCCUCAAAAUCAUGGAAGAGAAGGGCUUACUGGAAGCAAAUCAGAUGUUCGUCGAAUUUGGCGCAGGUCGCGGCCAGUUGGCGACAUGGGUGAUGCGAUCCUUGGGGGAUGACGGGGUCGAUCGAAGCGCCUUCGUCUUGGUUGAUCGAGGAUCACAGCGCUAUAAGGCAGACAAUCGAUUCGUCGACAAAUGGGGCGCAAGCAUCCAUCGAAUCCGAGCGGAUAUACGACAUCUCUGCCUCGAACGGCUUGAUCCCUUCAAGAAACACGAGGGUCGGGUGGUCGGUUUCUGUAAACAUUUAUGCGGGGUCGCCAUCGACUUGGCUCUGCGUUGCAUCACCGGUUCAAUAGGCGAAAAUCGUCUACCUCAAGCUCUCUCUCCUUGUAUUCCAGGCAUCGUGAUGGCUGUCUGUUGUCAUCACAGAUGCGAAUGGCGCUGGUAUUCCGGCAAGGAGUGGCUGGAAUCGCUCGGUCUGACUGAAAGAGAUUUCCAGCUGAUGGUAUCAAUCGCUGGUUGGGCAACGUGCGGAUCUGGAUGUGGGUUGAACAGAGUGCCAGCCUUCGGCGGUGAUGACCAUAAUUAUCUUUAUUAUUAUCAACAGUUCAUCUUGGAGACAGCUUGA